UUCGUCCUGGCCCGCGAACACGAUCCAUCCAACAGUCGAGUGGCACAAUUGUUGGCCGAGCAAGAGGAAGAAGAGCGGAGGCUUCAAGCAAUGUUGAAAAAUGACGAGAAUACAUAUUGGGACGAUGAAGAAGGGGAACGGUGUCCUCCGAUAUCCCGAGAUGAUUCGGCAGAGACGUUCCAUCGACUGAUGGCGGAUGCAGCUGAGACUGCCGCUCGUGCCAUGGCUGAAUCAGCAAGUGAGGAGGACGAGGAAGGGGAUGAAGCUGACGAGGAUGAAGUUGUCAUUGACGAUGAUUCGCUGUUCGACCCAUGCCUUGUAUUGGGCAAUGACCCGGCUGUCGAUCCAUUAUCCAUUAAUUCAUCGAAUGAAAAAGUGAUGGGCACGGCCACGGCAGCCUCGACUAAACGGCGCCAAGAUGCGAUAGCGCAACUCAUUCAGUCUGCUGCGAAUCGAUCGAAAUCCACCGGUGGUUCGACUAAUCCAUCCGAGGAAAAUUCUUUAACCACUCCGACUCAGGUGACCAGCACAUCUAACACGAAUUCAGAACCGUCCUCGUCCGCGUCCUGUUCCGCCGCAACCCCGGCUUUGGCAGAUGGCAUCACUUGGUUACUUGCCAGUGAUUUGUACGAUUGUCAUACACAAUUGUCGAAGCUCCAGUCGCAAAUGCGUGUUUUGGAACAGCGGUUGACUGCCCAAGAAGCAGCCGCAGACGAAGCGAUUGAACGCCUGUGCUUGCAAUGUCGUCAUGUGGAAUUUGAAUUAAAUGAAGCUCGUCAGCGGUUGCAAACCUAUUUGCAAGUGCAACAGAAUGGAGCCGAGGCCCGAGAUGAUGGUGAUUACACCCAAGUUGGUAAUCUCCAGUCUCCAGAUGCUCUACACUCUCUGCUAUCCAACGUGAAUAAUAAUAUCGCUGCAGAAUCAAGGCGGUUUCCUCAGCCGGUUCUCCAAAAACGUCUGGUAAGUAGUGGUCAUCAAAUCUCGAGUUUUGCAUUCAAUGUUUUGGGCUUUGGUAAAAUUGAGGACUAUUGUUAA
This is a messenger RNA of Echinostoma caproni, 1035 nucleotides long. NCBI's taxonomy places the organism in Eukaryota, Metazoa, Platyhelminthes, Trematoda, Plagiorchiida, Echinostomatidae. The record is from the annotation of a GenBank genome assembly.